AUGAAUGAUAACCUACAGACCAUAGCCACCAACCUCCGCAGAAAGUUGGGAACUCGAGAACUCGAUGGAUUUGAAAGUCAAGUUGUGGUGGUAGAGGUUCCUAUCUGCCUGGGGUGGAACAAAGACACAGCAACAGGGUCCAUCACAAUGCCCAACAAGUUGUUCACAAGCGCCGAAGAUGCAAUUGAGUUUCUCCGAGCAUCGCUGGAGCACCAUGAAGGAGUGCCUUUGGAAAUUGUCGCGGUUGGAACCAAAGGAGAAUGCUCUGCUGAGUUUGACGUGACUCCUAUUCCCGAUGAACCGGAGCUUGUUGCCGUGGCAAAGAGAUUCAUUGUCAGCAUGGACAGUACAUCACCAAUGGUUACGUGCGGAUUCACAGGCGCCUCCUCGAUCACAGCCGAUGGAAAGACUCUGUUACUCUCGGCGGAUCCUGGGGCGGCUGGUGUCGUCCCCACCAACUUUUUCUACAAUGUGGAGGACAACUGCGCCACCAUUGUGCAAGUGAAUGUCCAGAUUAGCAGCAACGAGUUUGACGAGAAGAAAAGCGCAUUCCUGGCCGAAGUUUUCUCCCCUCAAGGAUAUGGACAAGCAGACCUUUUUGUUGCCGCCGCUUCGUGCAAGAGCGAAACUCGAGCUUCUGAUGGAUCGUUCUGCCAUGCUCCUUCCGGAGUGCAGGAGAGAGUCUACGAUAUUGUAGUAUCGGCCACUGACUCUGCUGGUUUGGUUGGUAGCACUUCAUGCCAUGUUGUGGUUGCACCCGACAUGCCCAGUGGAAAGAGCUCUGUCCGUGGAAUUGGAGACAAUGCUGCGAUGAAAAAGCUGGUCGCCAAGGCAGCUGCUGCCAAGAAAUACAAGGUUGAAUCUCUCUCGAUGUCAGUUGAGAUUGCCCAAAAGUAG
Messenger RNA from Seminavis robusta, 897 nucleotides. Lineage: Eukaryota; Bacillariophyta; Bacillariophyceae; Naviculales; Naviculaceae. The record is from the annotation of a GenBank genome assembly.